AUUCCUUGAGUCUGAUUCAAUAUAGAAGUUUAAACCUUUUUCCUUAAAGCAUAUACCAGAGUCUUAAACCCAAGCAAAUGAUAGAAACCAAAAUUCAAACUAAUUUGCUAAAAACCUUAAAAGUGAUUUGUAAAAGUAUUACCAAUAGGUUUCUUUAUUACCAAGAAAUAACACAACGUUUUCAUGGUUAAUGCGUCAAGAAUGAAUAUGUAGUUACGUUGUUUUUUCCAAAUAAAUAAUGAUAUCGAAAGGUCACACGCAUAUCCCUUACAAGUUUCAAAAGAUUAAUUAUGAUUAUGUAGGUUUAUACAAUCUAUAGUCGGUGGAAAUUUUGUCAUUCCACAAAAAAUAAUCUUAUUAUUUAUUGGUAAAAAUGGGAGUGGUUGGAAACGCUUUAGGACCUACCUCGUGUUAGUAUGGAAAUAAGUCAUCCAUUAAAAGUUGCAAUGGUUCUUGGCUUCUUGCUAUGGAACUUCCUGGUAAAAUGCCAAAGUUAGUCGCAUUCUUUAGUUUUACGAGUAUUCUAUGUGACAUGUCUCUAACAUGUUUUGUCAACUAAAUCCGUGUGGGGUUCACUUAUUCAUUGGUUUUUGCUUCGAAGUUUCCUCCUGAAAUGCCUAAGCUCAACAGUUUCUUUUGUUUUAAGAAUGUAUAUAACCUAAAUUUUGGAUAAUGAGGCCACAAGCACAAUAGAAAACCAACAUCUGAAAAAUCUUUGUCUUGAUCACUGAGUUUUUGCCUAAAUUUCUUUUUCUAUGGAUCCGAGACUUCAACAAGCUGCUGAAUCUGGAAGCAUCAAUGAGUUGUAUGCUCUUAUUGAUGAAAAUCCAUACAUACUUGAUCACUUUGAUGCGGUGCCAUUUGUUAACACUCCCCUACAUGUAGCUGCAGCGGCUGGGAAGAAACAAUUUGCCAUCGAGAUGCUGAAUCUUAAACCCUCUUUUGCCAGAAAGCUGAACACACGCGGCUACAGUCCAUUGCAUGUCGCUGUGGAUAAUGAGCAAAGAGGCUUUGUCUCCAGGAUGCUUUGGCUUGAUCACACCCUUGCCCGUGUUAAAGGGAGAAAUGGCAUCACACCAUUUCUUUCCCUAGUGUUAAGAGGAAACGCCGGUCUUGUGGCAGAGUGCCUCCUAACUUCCCCUGAAUGUAUCGAAGAUGUGAAUGUCAAUGGCCAAAAUGCACUGCAUCUAGCUGUGAUAAAUGACAGAUUUGAAGUUCUCCAAGUCCUUACGGGAUGGAUCCAGAGAAUGAGCCAAAAAAAUGCUGACUCGAUUGAGAUUCAUGUUCUGAAUAAAAGGGAUUUCGGCUACAACACAGCCUUGCACUUGGCAGCAUAUAAGAGUGAUCAUCAGGCAGUUAGACUCUUACUAGAAUGUCGAUUGGUGCAGCGGAACAAAGUCAAUGGUGACGGUUUAACAUUCCUUGAUAUCUUACGAAAUCAGGAACAGAGCUGCAGGGGAAGAGGACAGGGAACCGUGGGUGUGGAAUUGGAUUUGGAACAAGUUGUUCUAAAAACCGGGUGUAAAGAGGCGGCUUCCGUGCGAAAAUCCAAAGCAAGGUCUGAAUUUUUGAAAUCACCAAUCACUUUUGUGACAUACUGCUCCACGAGCAUGAGACGCCUAAGGUCUAACACUUCUGAUGAAUCUCGGGGAGUGUUUCUGAUUGUAUGUGCUUUGAUAAUAACAGCUACUUAUCAGACUGCACUCCAACCUCCCGGAGGUGUACACCAAUCUGAGGAUGCGAAUGCGGGUUCCGUGGUGAUGAAACAUUCAUUCUUUAUCCUUCUUUGGGUUUCCAACACCGUAGGUUUCUGCUGCGCUUUAUUCUACACCUUUUGUCUCAUACCACUUGGUAGUAUGUUUGCAACGUGGUUCUUUUGGACAGGGACAUCUCUGUGCAUUUCUUAUGCACUAGCAAUGGCAGUAAUCUCACCACAUCCUCUAGUGUUUCUCUCAGCGACCAUUGCCUUCUUCCUGCUUUUUGCUCUCUUUCUCUUGUUGGAUGUUUUAGUAACUCGUUGGCGAAACCAUGAGACGGUGACACCUAAACCCCGAUUGAGCUGGUUUUGGAAGGUUUGAUACUACACUAAUAUAACAGAAGAGAGGGCUUUGAGAAUGCAAAUGAUGUAACCCUUCAACAUAUGACACAUCUCGCUUAUGAGUUGUAACUUGCAAUGUACUGUGCCAAGUAGUAAUAGGCUUAUAUAUAAAAAAUCUUUGUAUUGUAAUGA
This is a messenger RNA of Capsella rubella, 2230 nucleotides long. RefSeq names its product ankyrin repeat-containing protein BDA1. Bases 756 to 2078 code for a protein of 440 amino acids. Lineage: Eukaryota; Viridiplantae; Streptophyta; Magnoliopsida; Brassicales; Brassicaceae. The transcript is spliced from 3 exons. The record is from RefSeq and is a predicted model, not a curated record. Gene Ontology annotation, molecular function: protein binding.